AGGAAAGGGAGCAAGAGUCCCGCCCUUCAGUUGUGUUUAAAUGUGAAGCGGAAAAUUAUCUCCGUGGCUCAGGGGAGGGAAAAGGAGAUUCUAGUGUUAGAUGAGCGGGUUUACCGUGCUUUAAAUCAUAGUCAAGCUCUCUCUCUCUCUUUCUCUCUCGCUCGCUCUCUCUCGCUGUGUAGCUCUCUCUAUCUGUUUGUUAUAUAGUGUCUCUGACUUGAGCUUCAAGCUUCAAAGUGAGUGGAAAGCUGAGAGAAUUCAGGAAAACGAUACCUGGAUGCAGGAAUAUCUGGACACCUCACAAUGGAUGGAUUGAGGACAAAGUGUUAAGUUCUCCAGCGGUUGCUCUGAAUGAUACAGAGGAGUGUUGGGAUGUCGUGGUUGUUGUUGUUGUGGGUCAGUCUGACAGUCCUGCUCAUGAGUGAGGGCACUUUCUAUGAGACCAUACAGCAGCACCUGGCCCCGCCCGGAACUAACAUACAGAUCCUGGAAGGAGGGACAUGCGAGGUGAUUGCGGCGCACAGGUGCUGUAACAAAAACAAGAUUGAGGAGAGAUCUCAGACGGUGAAGUGCUCCUGUUUACCGGGGAAAGUGGCAGGGACCACCAGGAAUAGACCCUCUUGUGUUGAUGCCUCUAUAGUGAUUGGGAAGUGGUGGUGCGAGAUGGAGCCGUGUCUGGAGGGAGAAGAGUGCAAGACUUUACCAGACAACUCCGGCUGGAUGUGCUACUCCGGGAACAAGAUCAAAACCACCAGGAAUACGCACCCAUACCCAUCCUUGUAGCAUGAAAGGUUCACUGCAAAGCUCAUGUUGGAGGAUUUUAACAAAGGAAACAUUCAAGAUGACUUGCUGAAUGAAGUUAUUCAACCUCUAAAGCAACAGUCUCAUAUGACAUGAUAUGAAGAGGUCCUCUGCUCAAAAGUCCAUCCGUCUCUUAUUCUGACAAACAUGGACACAAGACUUUCUGAGAAAACCUCUUGGGGUGGUGAACACUGCUGGUUCAUUAUAUUGUUUUUGUUUGACAACCGUCAAAUAUUUGUUUUGCCCUGUGAGUUUUGGAUAAUUAAACUCGUAUCCCUUUGUGUGGAGUGCACUCAAACCAGCUUUACUUAGCUUGAAAUAAUCUUCAACUGUAAGAUCCUUGGAUGCUCUCCGGUCUCCAAAAGGGACCGAACAAAUGACUUCUCCUGCUGUAUGUAAUAAUAUCAACUUUCCAUUUAUGUGGAUGGCAAACAGGAUGAUUUUUAAGUGGGGUUGAUUGAUGCUCAUCAACUAAGGACACUUGGCACAUCAGCUGUAUUAAAAAAGCUAACGGUCGCCUGAACUUGGAAUUACUGAUCCUGUCCAGUCCUUCUUCCAUGGAUGUCUCUUUGUUUCUUUCUCACAGUAAGAGACUUGAGAGUGAAUUGAUAUGAUGUAAUAAUAAAAAACCAAAUGAGUCUUCGGCAUGAUUACAGUGUGGAAAGCUGUGAAAUUAGGUGAAAGAAAUGUUUUAAAAAAAUAAAACGAAUUCAAAACAGGUGAGCAUUAUGUGAAAAUUGCAUUUGAUUGUUGUGUUUGCAAAGAGUGUGAAAAGCAAUGAAUGAGAAAAUACUCAAGAGGCUUAUUUACAUAUUCCCAUUUGUUUUGUAUUGUGUGUGGCUUUUGUUAUAUUUUGACAAAUUGAGCAAUCAGGGCUUAACUGAAGUGUUAUGAAAAUGAACGUCUAAUGAAAAACUAAUAGACCAUCGCUUUGGUAAUAGUAAUAUUUAACAUUUACAUUUACAUUUAAGCACUGUGGAUCUAUUACUGAAGUUAAUGAAGCCUGAUUGAAAUAUGCUGGGGCAUGCACAUAUAAAAUACCAUGACAUUUAAAUAUCCUAAAUCAAAUUCAUUUCCCAUUGUUCAUUAAAUUGAUAAAGACCUAUUAAGAUCAUGUAUAUUGGGUCUCC
Paramisgurnus dabryanus is the source of this 1931-nucleotide messenger RNA. It is a transcript of the gene tafa1a, whose product is annotated as TAFA chemokine like family member 1a. The record is from RefSeq and is a predicted model, not a curated record. Lineage: Eukaryota; Metazoa; Chordata; Actinopteri; Cypriniformes; Cobitidae. Gene Ontology annotation, molecular function: receptor ligand activity. Gene Ontology annotation, biological process: regulation of neuroblast proliferation; neuroblast differentiation.